Molecule: messenger RNA, 1191 nt
Organism: Adineta steineri
Lineage: Eukaryota; Metazoa; Rotifera; Eurotatoria; Adinetida; Adinetidae
Source: the annotation of a GenBank genome assembly
AUGAAAUCUUUAGUGAGUUUUAUACGUCCAACGAUCUAUAAUAAUUUAAUUCGUCGAUAUGCAUCAAAUGAAUCAUCGGCUGCAAAAGAUUUUGAAACAGCUAAAUCUCGUUUAGAAUCAUCAUCUGUUGAAGUUGAUAAUGAAACAAAAUUAAAACUUUAUGGUUUAUAUAAACAAUCAACAGCUGGUGUUUGUUCAACACCAAAACCUGGUUUAACAGAUUUUGUUGGUCGAGCUAAAUGGACAGCUUGGUCGUCAUUAGGAAAAAUGACUCAACAAGAUGCACAACAACAAUAUAUACAAACUGUUCAACAAUUAGUUGCUUCUUCUACAUCAUCAAAUAAAAAUAUUGAUUCAACAUCGAAAAAUACUGAAACAAAAAAAGAAAAAAGUGAUUCAGCUGCGGAUCAUAUUCAAUUAUUAAAAAAAAGUGAAGCACAUUGGGAACUUGUACUCAAUCGACCGGAAAAAUAUAAUGCAAUUACACAACCUAUGUAUGAACGUAUUAUACAAAUUCUUGAUGAAGCUGCACAAGAUAAACAAGUCGUACUUCUUUCAAUAGCUGCAAAAGGACCUUUUUAUUCAUCUGGAACUGACUUAGCUGACUUUGCUAAAAUGGCUACAUCAACAACAACUGAUUUGAAAGGAUCUGUCGAACGUGGUCAAAAAAUGUUACAAACAUUUAUUGGGAAAUAUAUCGAUUUUCCUAAAAUCUUAAUUGCAUUUAUCCAAGGUCCAGCAGUUGGUAUAUCAGUAUCAACAUUAGCAUUAUUUGAUGGUGUCUAUGCAUCAUCACGUGCAACAUUUGCAUUACCAUUUACACGAACAGCUCAAUCAGCUGAAGGUUGUUCAUCAUUAGUAUUUCCAUCAUUGAUGGGUUCACUUCAUGCUAAAGAAGUUCUUUUAUUUGAUCGUAAAUUAACAGCUGAAGAAGCACAACAACGUGGUUUAGUAACACGUGUUAUUGAUGAAAAACAAUUUGAUGAAGAAAAAAAUAAAAUUUGUCAAAAUAUUCUUUCAUUACCUAAAGGAAGUCUUUUAACAAGUAAACAAUUAAUGCAACAAUGGACAAAAGAAACAUUACAUCGUGUUAAUGCACAAGAAGUUGAAACUUUAAAACAACGUUGGUUAACUGAAGAAUUUGUUCAAGCUAUGAUGGAAUUUAUGAGAGGAAGAAAGAAAGCUAAAUAA